Molecule: messenger RNA, 5365 nt
Organism: Neoarius graeffei (lesser salmon catfish)
Lineage: Eukaryota; Metazoa; Chordata; Actinopteri; Siluriformes; Ariidae
Gene: lrriq1
Product: leucine-rich repeats and IQ motif containing 1
Exons: 28
Coding region: 1-5232 (1743 amino acids)
Molecular function (GO): protein binding
Source: RefSeq, a predicted model, not a curated record
AUGGUAGUGAGACCAGCCAUGUUAUAUGGAUUGGAGACUGUGGCACUGACGAAAAAACAGGAGGCAGAGCUGGAGACAGCAGAGUUAAAGAUGCUGAGAUUUGGGUUGGGAGUGACGAAGAUGGACAGGAAUAGGAACGAGUAUAUUAGAGGGACAGCCCAGGUUGGACAGUUUGGAGACAAAGCAAGAGAGAUGAGAUUGAGUUGGUUUGGACAUGUGCAGAGGAGAGAUGCUGAGUAUGUUGGGAGAAGCAUGCUGAAGAUGGAGCUGCCAGAAGAACAGGAGAAGAUGAGCAUGAAUCUCUCUGACACGGGCUCUGACAGUGACACAGACAUCAAGGACAAUUUCACUGCAUCUAAUGAAAAGCAAGAAAAUGACCUACCUGACUCAGUGCUUACUUACUUUAAAGCUUCAAGUAACAGAGUAAAUACUUUUGAGCAACUCAUCCUUGAAGAUCUUGAUGAGCUCGAGACCAUGUGUCACAAGAUGUUCAGCCCGAGUCAGGAUGGUGAUCUUCUGAAUGAACAAGGCUCUAAUCAUGAUGAGGAGCCAUUAAAGCUGAAGGAAAGAAUAAUGUCUGAAAUUGGAGAGGAAGUAGGCCUCCCGUGUGAAACUCACGACUUGAAUGGAGAUUAUGAUGCUGAAUAUAACACACACAAGGAUUCUGAAAGACAGCUCAUGUUUGAAUGGAGAAAGUUAGAGGAGCGACUGGGGAAAGAGGAGGAGCAGAGACUGGCCGAGCUCGAGGCUGAAAGGGAACAGCGUCUGAAAUCGGCCAGAGAAGAGGAGGAGAAGACGAGGUGCAGAAGUGAGCAGUUUAAGGAGGAGUUGAGGAGAAUCAAAGCAAAUAAUCAGGUAAAUCUUCAACUUGAAAUGGUUAAACAGCAGGAGCUGAUCAAGAAAUUGGAAGAACAGAUAGCAGAAGAGAGGCGAGUUUUCGAGGAAAUACAGCAGGAAGAGAGGAGGAGAACUGAGACACGGUGCACUGCGGCAGCCACAAAGUUACAGGCAGCUUUCAGAGGCACACUGGUGCAUCGCUGGAGCAGAAAAAAGCUGACCAAGAGGAGAGAAGAGGAGAGGAAGAGGCAGGAGGAAAAGGCAGAAAGAGAAAAGAGAGAGUGGGAGGAAAGGAUGAAGAUGGAGUGGUUGAUGGAGAGAAGGAGGGUGGAGCAGGAGGAACAGCUUCACAGAGAAGAGGCAGAUAGGAGGAGAGCCGAGUAUGAGAAAGCUAAGGAACGAGAGCGCCAUCGCCUGGAGAGGGAGCGCAACCUGGAGGAGCAGAGAAGAAAAGAAAAGGAAGAAGCAAAGAGGGUAGAGGAUGAAAGGAAAAGAAAGGAGGAGGAGAAGCAGAAAAUGAUGGGACAGAGGAGAGUAGAAGAGGAAAUGAGAAAAGUAGAGGAGGAGGAGAAGAAAAUUAAAGAGGAAAAAGUAAAAAGAAUUGAGGAUGAAUCAACAGAAAGGAUAGAAGAGAGGAGCAUGGAGGAGGAAAGGAGAGAAGUCAAGGAGGAUGAGGAGAAGACGAAAAGAAAGGAUGAGGAGAAGCAGAAAGAGACCGAAGAGAGGAGAGUGGAGGAGGAGAGGAAAAGAAAAGAAGUAGAAGACGCAAAGAGGAUUGAGCAUGAAAGGAAAAGAAAGGAGAAGGAGAAAAGUAUGGAGAUCAGGAGAAUGGAAGAGGAGAAUGGGAAGGUGCAGGUGGAGGAGGAGAAGGAAAGAAAAAAGGUGGAAGAAGCAAAGAGAACAGAGGAUGAAAGAAGAAGAAAGGAGGAGAAACAGAAACUAAUGCAUGAGAGGAGAGUGGAGGAGGACAAGAAAAGAAAGGAAGAGGGAGAGGAAAAGAGGACAGAUGCUGAAAUAAACAGAAAGGAGGAAGAGGAAAAGCAGAAAGGGAUGAAUGAAAAAAGAGUGGUAGAAGAGUUUAGAUUAAAGCAAGAAGAACAAUGUAAAGAGAAUGAAACGAAGCAAGUACAGAAAGUGCAGAGAGAGAAACUUAAGGAAAAGGACAUCAAAGGAGAGGAAACGGUAAUGAAGAGAAAUGACGAUGGACAGAAUACAGAGGAAAGAAGCAGAAAUAUAAUUAAGGACAAUGUAAAUGGACUUGUUGAUCAGAGAGAAAAUCCAGAGACUGACAAGGAGAGCAAGGAUGCUACAAAAUGUGGAAAAGAUGAGAAAUCUAGUGAUAAUGUUUCCCAGUUAUGUCUUUCUCAGUCAGUCAAUAUGUCCAAAAGUUUCUUAGCCAGGACUCUGUCCUCUAGAAAUGGGCAAAAUGAGCAGCUCAGCUGCCACACAGUAUCAGCCCUGUCCACUCAGUCCGCUGAUGACAGCAGUGUAACAGCGAGUCCACCUGAAGAGAAAAGUGUAACAGACCCCAGAGGGCUGCAGAGUGCUGUGGAUGACUCGAGCUCUGCAUGUCUGCCUGACAGCGCUGAGGAGAAGCGAUUAGCCUGGAUGAUGAACUGCACUCCCUGGUCCGAGCUCUCCAUGCAGAACAAGAGGAAAGGGUGUGUUGUUCCACAAAGGAGGAGGGCAUGUAGGAGAGCUUCAAGACACAGCCUGCUACCUUUACCUGUGGACACUGUUCUCACGUCCGGACCCUGGAGCUCUCUAAAACAGGUGACUUCAGUAACUCUGGAGGAUUUGUCUGGCUGCAGUCUCUCCACACUGUCCGAGUGUACCAGACUGCAAAGUCUGAUGCUCAGGCGAUGUAGACUUCAGGCCCUGGAUGGACUUAACGAGUGUGCUGAACUUCAGCAUAUUGACGUACAGGAAAACAACAUCGCAUACGUUGACUGUGGGGGUCUGACCAGACUUAAGGUCCUGCUGUUGGGAAAGAACCAGCUUACAAGCAUCCACGGUCUGGAUGAUGCUGUUAACCUGACUGUGCUUCAGCUUUCCCAUAACAUCAUCUCCCACAUUGGUGGUUUGGGAACUCUGAAAAAACUUCACCGGCUGACAGUUGAUCAUAACCAGUUGAUCAGCACGAGCGGACUCAGUGAAGCUUACACGCUUUUGCAUCUGGAUUGCUCGUUUAACCACUUCAACCGUGUGGAAGGCCUGGAAAACUGUGCACUGCUCAACAUGCUGGACCUGAGAGGAAACAACCUGACAGAGGUGCCUGCGCUUGAGAACCAUGUCCUGUUGAGGGAGCUAUAUCUGGAUGAUAACAGCAUCUGCUCUCUGCAUGGCUUGGAUAGCUGCUGGCUGCCUCUGCUGCGCUGUCUGUCUGUGCCUCAGAACAGUAUCACCCAGCUACCACUGCUUGUGGACUUGCUUUCACUGAAAACACUUAAUGUCAGUCACAACUGUCUCUCAGAGCUGAGGAACAUUUGUAUGAGUCUUCAGGGAUGCACUCAUCUUCAGGAGCUUAACAUAGCUGACAAUCCUGUACAGCGGGAGAAUAACUGGAGGUCUUCUGUUCUGGCAGUAAAUCCAAGCUUGAUAAAGCUGAACGGAGAGCAAACCGGCGCCUCAGGAACACUCUCUGCAGACUCAACACAGCUGUGGAGCUUUCAGGCUCUCUGCCAGGCACACCAUGAUCAGCUUGAAUCAGUACUACAGAGACACAGCAGGGAGAUCAGCUCAGCUCCGUCUGCACUGCAUGCUCAGCUCCUGGUUGGUAAACACGCUGCUGAGCUGUUUCAGUUGGCUGAAAAACAACGCUAUGCUCAUGAGUAUGGAGACAGCGGUAUCUGUGAGACAGCCAUGCAAGAACCUGUGACCUCCAGCCACUUGCAGGAAUUAUCUGACUGCGAUUUAGCACAGGAGAAAAGUGCUGAGGCCAAUGCCCAACAACCAGCAGCGCACAACACUCAGAGCUUGCAAGCAGCACAUCUGCCGAAUCUUACCCACAAAUGCCAGCCUCCAUCUGGUGAUCAUAAUGCUGAAUGUGCAGGGAGCUGCAUGAAUCCUAGCCAGAAAUUCAGGGACACACAACCAAGUGAAGACAGACACAGCAGAUACGGUGUCCAGGCAUCCAGGAUGGACCUCAAAACAGUGGCAGUUACGGUGAUCCAGCGCUGCUGGCGUGAAUACAGACAGAGGAGAUGCACGGGCCAUUUAGAGCCACCUGCAAAAGCUCAUGCAAGAUUGAGUCUUCAAAGAGAAGUGAAAUCCUGCAAAACCAGGCCCGGGUGUCUUAAUAAGGACUACGCUGCCACUGUCAUUCAGGCAGUAUGGAGGGGCUACAUGUUACGGAAGAGGCUGAGUCGUGCUCUCAUGCUCACCCAGAUAUCAGAAGGAGAUGAGGCCUUUCAGGAGGUGGACAUGGAUGAAUUCAUUUUUGAUGAGGAAGCCAUAGAGAGGGACUGGAUUGCUCUGAAUCCUGACAUGUCACCGUCCUCAGUGCUGCCGUAUUCAGAAGAGCUGCCGCUGCCAAAGCCUCUGCUUCCUCUGCCUGAGCUUCAUAAGAGUGCAUCUGUGCAGCCAUGGAAGCCCAGACAGGCCUGGAUUAGCGAUGAGGAAGCACCAGUGUCAGAGCGGAGUCAGUCACCUGAUCCAAGCACCAGAAUGCAAUCUCCAGCGUUGACACUGGGAAAAUGUUCUUUAUCCGCAAGAUAUGAAAAAAUUCUGCAAGAAUGGGGUUUUAACAAUGACUCCACUGCCCAUCUUAUGCUAAAGAGGGCUCAGAGGAUGAAGGCCAGGAAACAGCAGCAUCAGAGAAAAUUACUAGACCCAGUGGUACGUUUGGCUGUGUUCAGGAACCACAACAUGCCACCUGUAGCCAUGACGAUCCAAAGAUCCAGACCUGAAUUCAAAGAGGAAAUUAAAGCUGACAAAGGAGAUGCGAGUGUUCAGAAGGCACUGAGAGGAGAGCCAGAGCAAACACAGAUGCAAACACAGACAGGCCACAAAACCUACCAGUGGCUCCAAACCCAAGCCAUGCCGAGCUGGGGAAGGUCUGCCCCCUCCAAGAGUGAUCAUUUCCUCCCGGAGAUUGACCCUGAAAUUCUGACUAGUGGAAGGGUUCAGCUUGUGGCUUCUACAGGGUACAGAGAAACUCCAGAUUCGACCAUGAGGCAGUGGGCUGAUGGCGCUGGUUUCCCUUCACCUCGAAACCACCAGGAUCGCACUCAGACACACUCGGCUGGACAUGCAAAAAAAGAAGUGCUGUCUCCUCAAAGAGUCACCUUGGCUCCACCUCAAAAGGAGAGGAUCUCAUUCCGAGUCAAUCCAGUGCAGCUGAGUGGUGGCUGGGGAGGAGGCAAGAAGAGAUCGAAAGCAAACAAGUUAAAAUAACCUUACUGCAAGAAAUAGACAAUAAGUUUUCCAAUGCCUUGUACAUUUAUUUACCCAUGUGGCUGUAUGCAUGUUCUGAGGAUGAUGGAUAUGUGUGUUUUUCGCUAAAGCGCUUAUGCCCUUUAAACCCUAA